This is a messenger RNA of Sporisorium graminicola, 1107 nucleotides long. RefSeq lists its product as uncharacterized. NCBI's taxonomy places the organism in Eukaryota, Fungi, Basidiomycota, Ustilaginomycetes, Ustilaginales, Ustilaginaceae. Gene Ontology annotation, cellular component: cytoplasm. Bases 1 to 1107 code for a protein of 368 amino acids. The record is from RefSeq and is a predicted model, not a curated record. The transcript has a single exon.
AUGUCUCCCAUCCCUACCAUCCCACUCGGCGGCUCGGCAAGCCACAUCCACAUCGGCCGUGUCGCCUUUGGCUGCAUGGGCAUGACCUGGUGCGACCCCAAGGACGCCACGCCCGACCCGCAGGCUUUCGAAACCAUCAAGGCUGCCGUCGAUGCCGGCAGCAACUUUAUCAAUACGGGCGCCUUCUACGGCCCGCCGACGAACCCCUAUGCCAAUCUUCAGCUCCUCAAACGCUUCUACGACGCCCAUCCGGACUACAAAUCCAAGACGAUCCUCUCCGUCAAGGGUGGCAUGCCUAUCGACAAGUAUCGUGCCCUGGGUAUGGCCGGCCUCAAGCCCGACUCGUCCCUCGAGACGCUCGAGGCCGAUCUGCGCGCCAUCCGCGAGCAGCUCGGCACCGACCAGGGCGGCAAAGAGAUCGACAUCUACGAGAUGGCGCGUCGUGAUCCCGCUGCCUCGGUCACGCAGAUCAUGCACAACAUGCUCUCGCUCUCCUCCGAGACCUACACCAACGCCGAGGGCAACAAGGUCACGGGCAAAGGCCUGUUCAAGCAUAUCUCGCUCUCAGAGCUCGGGCUGGAUAGCAUCAAGGAAGCCGUCAGCGUCGCGCCCAUCGCCUGCGUCGAGCUCGAGGUCAGCCCGUGGGAGCUCGAGGCGUACAACCUGGGCAUCGUCGACUACUGCUCCCAGCACAAGAUCCCCAUCCUUGCCUACUCGCCCACGGGCAAGGGCAUUCUCAGCGGAAAUAUCCGGUCGCUCAGCGACCUCCCUGAAAACGACAUCCGUCGCCACAUGGACCGACUCUCGGAAGAAAACCUGGCCAAGAAUCUCGAGCUCGCCAACGAGUUCAGAUCCGUCGCUGAGCAGCAGUCUCCCCCCUUGACCGCCACCCAGUUGGGCCUCGCCUGGCUCAUGGCCAGCAGCAACGUCAUCGUCCCCCUCCCCGGAACAUCUAAGGCGGCUAGAGCAAAGGAAAACGCCGCCGCCGCUGGCUUCCAGCUCGACCCGCAGACCAAGGACAACUUGGACCAGAAGGUCAAGCAGUUCAAGACCGCCGGCGGAAGGUACAACGAGAAUUCCCGCAAGCACAGCGUGCUCUGGGGCUAG